This is a messenger RNA of Plasmodium gonderi, 4704 nucleotides long. Its product is annotated as serine/threonine protein kinase. Gene Ontology annotation, molecular function: ATP binding; protein kinase activity. The transcript is spliced from 2 exons. Lineage: Eukaryota; Apicomplexa; Aconoidasida; Haemosporida; Plasmodiidae. Gene Ontology annotation, biological process: protein phosphorylation. Bases 1 to 4704 code for a protein of 1567 amino acids. The record is from RefSeq and is a predicted model, not a curated record.
AUGGAGAAAAGAGAAAACAUGAAUGAAGAAAAGGUGCUCAUUUCUGCGGAAAAUAUCUUCCACGAUAUUUGUACCUUGACCUUGAAUAAAAAUAUUGAAAUAGACAUAAUUCAAGAAGGGUUGCUGAAAAAGAUUAUGGAUGAUGAGGACUCUAAUAGUAUUCAGUUCGUCGAAGAGAGCUCAAAUACACAGGGCGAUUUAACAAAACUUAAUGUACAUUUGAAAGUAGGCGACAAAAAUUGCACUUCAAAGAAAAAUGAAUUUAGAUAUUUAGAUAUUCAUAUUAUCAUAGAUUUUAAUAAAAAGAAAUUAGGUUACAGUAUAGACAAUUCAAAUAUUCAUAAAUGCUAUCACUACAGAAUAACAAUUAUGCUAGAUCAUAUAACACAAGGAGGGCUCACAUUUAAGGAUAGUAUUUUAUAUAUAUAUAAUGGAAUUAAUGAUAAGAAUUCCAUGAUUUGUUAUUGUUUUCAAGAUGCAAAAAUUGUUGAUAAAAUACUAAACGGUAACGGAUCAAACAAUUUAAAUACACGUAAUAGGGAUGAUAUUAAACAAAGUAUGACAUUUUCCACAUCUGACAAAUUCGAAAAAAAUAUGAAUUGGUACGAGCAAAAAGAUAACUUAUUUUUACAUAAAAAUAAAUAUAUAGAACAGUUAAAAAGAGCUCCCAUUUCGUACUCUUUUGAACAAAACAUUAUCUUUUCAAAUGGUUUAAAUGAUGAAUCGGAUGAAAACAAAUUGCACAAAUCGUCUCAUUUGAAGCAUGCAAAAAGAGAUUCUUCGAGGUGCAUAGAACCAUAUGUAGCGGGUGACUUAUUAUCAUCGAAUAAAGAGCACGGUGGGGAGGAAUUGAAGGAAAUAAAAAAAGAAUACAAUAUUUUAAAUGGGGAAGCAAAAAAAAGCUUCAGUGGUGAAGUGGGGAUUGUAAAGGGGACCAAAAAUGGGACAAAAAAAGAGAAAAAAAAAGAGGCCAAAAAGGGGGACAAGAAGGAGACAGAAACUGGAACAGAGAAAGGGAGAGAAAAAGCAAAUGUCUUUAGUCAACGCGAACUAUCUGAAAAUGGAGACACAGGAGCAGAAGUGGAUGUAGUAGGAGCAGUUAAACAAGAGAAUGGAGUAAACACAGUAUUUUCAAUGAAGGAUAUGGAAGAAAUUAGUCAUUUUCUUCAAGAUGAUUUUAUGAACAAAAGAGGUAAAGGAGGAAAUGCACUAAUUAUAGGUAGUAGGGGAGGAAAAUACAUAAGAGAAGAUGAAAAUAGAAAAAAAAAAUUUAUGAAAAUUAUGGAUGAAAAUAUCCCAUUAACAGUUAUUUUGUCAGAUAAGGGGAAUGAUAUAUGUAAAGAACUAAUUAACAAAUAUUCGAGAUAUUAUCGGGAUUUUGUAGAAGAAAGGGUUUUAGGUUGUGGUGGAUUUGGAUAUGUGAUGAAGGUUAAAAAUAAGAGAUUUAACAUUUCUUAUGCAUUGAAAAAAAUAACUUUAUGUAGUACGAAAAAAAAGGCGUAUUCUUAUCCAAAUUCCAGUAGUGAUAUAAUGAAUGAAAACAAUCGUUAUAUAAUGGAAGAAGCGAUAAUGAUUGCUAAAUUACAACAUGAAAAUAUUGUAAGAUAUUAUGAUGCAUGGGUUGAAAAUAAUAUAGAUUAUUAUCUACAUAAUGAAAUAGAAAAUAAUUAUGAGCAUAUCAGUAAGAAGAAGAGAAAUUAUGCACAUUAUAUGGAAGAAAUAAUAAACAUGCGUCAUUAUUAUGAGGAAAAAAAAGGAAUUGAUAUUAAUGAGAAAUAUUUAUAUAUACUAAUGGAGUACUGUCCAGGGAAAACGCUUAGAGAGGCUAUAGACUGUGGAAUUAUAUAUAAAAAUGAGAAACUCAUAUGGGAGUUGAUAAAGCAAAUUUUGAAAGGAUUGCACUACAUACAUGAUAUGAAAGUAAUGCACAGAGAUAUAAAACCGUCUAAUAUUUUCCUCCAAAUAAGUGAUAAUGUUUUAACAGCCAAAAUUGGAGAUUUUGGAUUGACCACACGAAUUGAUAAUAACAAUAAUAACAUCAAUCCAUCUGCAGGAACAGUAAAUUAUAUAUCUCCUGAACAAUUAAAUGGGGAAUAUGUGGAUCAAAAGUCUGACAUUUUUUCAUUAGGUGUUGUAUUUUUCGAAAUGUUUCAUGAACCAUUUUCUACUCUCAUGGAGAGAUCCAUAGUUUUGUCCAAUUUGCUUAAAGGAAUAUAUCCUGAAUAUAUAAAAUCUGAUCAGAAAAAUUUUCAAUUUUUAUCCAAAUUAUUAGCAAUAAAUCCAAAAGAGAGAUCUUGUGCCUAUUCCUUACUACAUGAAAAUUUUCUUUUUUCCUUUGAAAAGGAUUUUACAGAAAUUUAUAAUUUAGUAGAAAAUAAAGGAAAUUGUGAAGAAGUUCAUACUAUAAUUAGUACCCUGUUUGAUAAAACUUAUAAUACUAAAGAAGAAGAUGUGGUUAAAAAAGAAGACAUGGUAUCUUUUCAAAGUGCAAAAAUGUUUAUUGAAGAAUCUGACAUGAAAAAAUGUAUAAAAAAGAAAAUUAUAAAAUCUCUUAAAAAGAGAGGAGCUGUUUUUUUAAUUACUCCAAUUAUUUUACGUAAUAGAUAUUAUAUAAAUCCAGAACAUAGUUAUGUAGGUGAAUCUAACUGUUCAUAUAACUUGAACAAGAAAAAGGACAUUAAAACAUCAAACAUUUAUAUUAAUACUAAUAAAAAUGAUGUAGAAAGUUUAGUAUAUUUAUUAGACAUAUAUGGAAAUAGUAUCACCCUACGACCAUCUUUUUUUUUCGCCUUUGCUGAAUAUAUAUAUGAAAAUAUUGGGUGUUACAAUAAGUAUAAUGAAUCCACUUUCUUUUUAAAAUUUUAUGCGAAUGGAUAUACAUAUAAAUAUCCAAUCAUAAAAAACAAACCAUCUAAAAAAGUUAUUCACACAGCAAUUUAUCCAGAAGAAAUAGAAAAAAUAUUUUAUUGUAUUCUAAUUAGUUCCAAAAAUUUAUAUGGUCAAGAAGAAUUAAAUUAUCUUUCUAUAUUUUCCAAUGCAGACAUUUUUGUAUCUGUUUAUACAUUAUAUAACCACAUAUCAUGUUUUAAUAAAUUAUUAUUUAUAUGGUCUUAUAUUGAUUUACUUCCUCUAAUACUUAAUGAAUGCUUAGACAUACCAGCCGAUAUAAGCGAAGAAAUGAGUAUUCAAUUAAAAAAAAAUUCGACCUUACUAGCUAAUAAAUCUUCCAUAAUGCCCAUACUACAAAAAUUUAAAAUAAAUAAUAAUAACCUCCCAAAAAUAUGUGAUUUUAUUUAUACUUUAUUUCAACUAAAAUGUGAAAAUGGUAAAGUGGAAGAAUAUUUAAGUGCUUUGGAUACAUUUAUAUCCGAUUUUUUAAGCAAGAAGGCUGGUGAUCAUCUCCCCUCUAAUAUAACCUCUUGUACUAUACAUGGGGAUAAGACGAGCGUAAAUUAUGCAAUCAGUGAUAACAUCACAGGUGGGGCCAGUAUUAGUGCUAAUCCUAGCGGUAAUGUUGGUACCAGUGAUAGUGCUAGUAGUAGUGCUACCUGCACUUGUCAUGCUAGCAAUAUUGGCAAUGUCGGCAGGAAUUACAGCCCAAUUUCUAGUACAAACCAUGCAGCUAGUUCACCACUCAGGGCAAAUGACACAUCUGCUAAAAAGGUACAUAUUAUUCUAAACGAGAAAACGAACACUAAAGCAGUGAAAAAUGUAAGAAGCCAUUCGCUAAUAGAUAUAGUAAAAAAAAUUAAUAGUUUUAUAGGAACAAGCACAAUGAUAGAAAACACUUGUUUUGAUUUAUUCCUAAAUUACGAAGAAAGUUUGUUUUCAAAUGAAAUUAUAUUUUAUGUUAUCGCUGAGGGAAAGAACAGAGAUAUAAUAGCAUGUGGUGGAAAGUUCGAUAAGGUCCUUCAGAAUAUGAAAAAUGGUGCAGAUCGUGGAGGAGCAAGGGGAAGUAUAGACAGCAGCAAUGGGGGAGCUAUGGCUAAUCAUAUGAGAGAAAACAUUUGCAAUGGCAUGAGCAAUGACAUGAGCAAUGAUAUGAACGAAAACAUCUUUAAUGAUGGGAGCAAUAACAUCUGCAGUGCAGUGGACUUUGAUACCUGGAACGUGCUAAACUGUGACAUCAAAGAUGAUUGUACUGAUUUUAAAUUAUUAAAUAUGAAAGCAUAUGGAGUUGAAAUUUUUGUAGAAAAAAUAUUUUUAAAAGUAAUCGAAUCAAAUGAGAAAACACCAAUUAAUGUUCCAUCAACUGCAGCAUCUGAUAAGACGCAGAUUUUUAAAAAUUUUUUAUUAUCAUCUGAUCAUCAGAAUAAUUUCUCUUGUUCAACUAAUUUAAUUCAAUUCCCCGCUAGCAAUUGUUCAUUUAGUUAUUCUUCUCCCAAGGUGCUUAUUCAGGUAUAUAAAAUGGCAGUCCUUCUAAUAGCUUAUGAUUUGUCCAAAAAGUUGUUAGAUAAAAAUAUUCCUUCUUAUAUCUAUUUUUCGAUUAAUAAUGCAAACACGAAAAAAAAAAUCAAAAAUUUUAAGCCACACAAAAUACGCUUCAUUAUCUCAAUCAAGUCAUUCGGUAAUGACGCUUCUAUUGAUAUUCAUAAUCCAGUAAAUAUUAAUAACGUCACUUAUAAGGUUUUUAAUUCGAAAAAUGAAGAUUGUAAUUUUAUGCAGCAAGAGGAGCUAAUAAAUUAUUUAAUUAAAAAUGUCUAG